Molecule: messenger RNA, 1320 nt
Organism: Eruca vesicaria subsp. sativa (arugula)
Lineage: Eukaryota; Viridiplantae; Streptophyta; Magnoliopsida; Brassicales; Brassicaceae
Source: the annotation of a GenBank genome assembly
AAAAAUACUAUUUGAUAACUAGAAUGAUGAGCACCGCGGCGACACUCUUUAUUCAAAUCAUUACAUUUUUUCUCUUUAGCGCCACUGUCUCAUCAUCAUCCACUCCCAGUGGUGGCGGCUUCAGCAUCGACUUAUACCAACGUCGCUCUUCUUCUCGAAUCUCUAAUACUCAGAUCAGAUCAUCUCCUUACGCCGAUACCGUCUUUGAAAAAUCCGUCUACCUUAUGAAAUUACAAAUCGGUACGCCUCCCAUCGAAAUCGAAGCUAUCUUAGACACAGGAAGCCAAAUCACGUGGACAAACUGUUUUCCUUGUAAUGACUGCAUUAAACCAUUAUUCGACCCUUCAAAAUCCUCGACCUACAAAAAUAAAAUAUGCGAUGGUGGCAGUCCUUGUCCGUUUGAGAUAAACUACGAAGACAGAACAUAUUCAAGAGGAACAUAUGCAACCGAGACUAUCAGGAUCAAAUCAACUUCAGGGAAACCCUAUGUAAUGCCUGGAACAACCAUUGGAUGUUCCCACAACUCGUCAGCAGAUUUUAAAAAACCAUAUAAACCUUCGGGGGUUGUUGGUCUAAACUGGGGAUCUUUAUCACUUGUCUCUCAAAUGGGUGAAGACAUGCUAGGUCUUAUGUCUUACUGUUUUUCUCCUAAAGGAACUAGUAAGCUCAACUUUGGAAGUAAUGCUAUUGUGUCAGGAGAUGGCACUGUAGUAGCCAAUAUGUAUAGGAAGAAGGAGGCACCCGAUUAUUAUUUCCUAAACCUAGACGCUGUCAGCGUUGGGAAGACUCGCAUUCAAACACUGGGGACACCGUUUCACGCCUCAAAGGGGAACAUUAUUAUUGACUCUGGAACAACUGUCACUUACUUGCCCGAGAGCUACUGCAAAAAAGUGAGGAUUGCAGUGGAAAAGGUUGUGAAAGCCGAACGAGUAGCUUCCUCAGAAAAAGAUCUUUGCUACAAAACGAAUAACAUGGAUUUAUUUCCAGUAAUAACAAUGCAUUUCCAAGGUGGUGCGGAUCUUGUUAUGGAUAAAUACAAUACGUUUAUGACCAGUGGAGGAGAAAUCACUUGUCUGAUAAUUAUUUCUGGUACAUCUACACCAAUUUUUGGUAACAGAGCGCAAAACAAUUUUUUGGUUGGGUAUGAUCCUUCUUCACAAUUGGUUUCUUUUAAACCCACUAAUUGUUCAGCUUUGUGGAGUUAGACAAACCAAGAGAGUCAAUUUCAUUAAUAAGACCAUAGAUAAUGGAUUUGUUUAUGUAAAUGAGUUGUUGUGUCACUAUCAUAAUAAUAUUUACUUAAUUUUCACAUGUUUUUUC